Messenger RNA from Hydatigera taeniaeformis, 1563 nucleotides. The record is from the annotation of a GenBank genome assembly. NCBI's taxonomy places the organism in Eukaryota, Metazoa, Platyhelminthes, Cestoda, Cyclophyllidea, Taeniidae.
AUGCUUUUUGGGAAGCGCUUUUCUCGUAAAUCCCGGCUAAUCACCACAGAAGGUGGUAAUCGACUGCAUAAGGUCGAAGCUGAUGCUGAAGGAGUCCUAAUACCACUCUCUCCAAGGAUGAAUGUCAACACACAAAGUGCCUCUGAUCCUAUUGUUUCUAAUGUUUCUCUCCAACACUCCUUUGUCUCUAGCCCUUUGUCAUCUCCCGUCGAAUUUGGCAAUGCUUUUGAAUUCUCACCGGAAAGUGGCAUUGUCGAUCCUAAAUUGCCGAAGCAGAGGAGUAAAAAGGCUUUAGCUCCUACUGAUGUUGUGUCGAUUUCUGACGAUGACAUCCCUGCACAGUACCAAUCCAUUUUUACGUAUGAAAGCGCAUUUCAUGAUUACUCCAAAUCAUUGACUGAUUUUGAUGAAGAAUCUAAGGUUACACUUGGCAGUGGUGUCUACUUGCUCCUCGUUUCACUAUCUGCCUUUCUCUUUCUCUUUGCUUUUCCUGUAACUGCUAUUUUCUGCAUUAAGAGGCUGUCGAAGACCAAAAGGGUGGUUGUAUUUAGGCUUGGCCGACGACUGAAGCCUCGUGGUCCAGGAUAUGUUUUGAUCCUUCCAUUUGUGGAUGAAUAUCAUGUCGUUGAUCUUGCUGAGCAAGCACUUGAAGUCAAACCGAUGUCUGCUUCAACGGCCGAUGGUGGUGAGGUAGAACUUGGCUGUUGUUUGGUCUAUCAUAUCAUUGAGGUUGAAUUAGCGGUUACGCACUGGAUACGCGAUCCCCGUCACUUUGUUCUGGAGAAAGCCCAAUCGGCACUUCCAGCGGCCACUCGUCGAAUGGAUUGGCAUGACAUCAUCUCCGGCCAUGCUUUAUCCGACAUUGCCUGCGAUGUUCGCGCAUCUGUUAACUCCUGCUGCUCGUCCUAUGGGAUCCAAAUCUUAGAGGUGAAGUUAUCUGAAGUAGUGUCGGUGCGGGAGCCUUCAAUCACCUCCGACAAGGUUCACAACAUUGAUUUCCAAAAGCUUGGGAAGCAAAUUGCGAGUCUUUCCCCACUGUUACUUGGCGGAGAGGGUGUCAGAGACAAUCAGAAGGCUUCGAUGGAGUUUACCGCAAUGAUCAGUCAAAUAGCAUCGAUAAAAAUACCACAAGUUGCAAAUCCUCCCCCACCACCAACACCACCACCAAUGUCGACAAGUAGCGUGGCGAAUGAAACGAGUUCAGGGAAAGUCUGUGAUGUGGUUGAGCAGGCUCUCUUGAGGGGACAGGUUUUCCUACGCAACGAAAGGACCCGAGCAGCACUUGGAGGCGCAAGUCUCCAAGUAUUCGUCUACACUUCGAAUAUCCAACAAGAAAGUGACUAUGCUGCCGCAUUCUAUAUGGACUCAGGUACAGGCAAAGGUGAACGUGGCAUCUUGGACUUCAAACAACCUUCUGCUACAGUACACAUAAACGAAACUAACCUCUCUAAUACGCUUAAUGGGCGCUUGGAUCUCCUAGAGGCCCUGAAACGGUCUCAAAUCCGUUUCGCAGGAAGCCUCCUAGCUCUCUCAAAACUACGCUUUCUCCUUCAAUUUCAGUAG